Molecule: messenger RNA, 656 nt
Organism: Boeremia exigua
Lineage: Eukaryota; Fungi; Ascomycota; Dothideomycetes; Pleosporales; Didymellaceae
Exons: 2
Coding region: 1-366 (121 amino acids)
Source: RefSeq, a predicted model, not a curated record
AUGAAGAUCGCCGCCUACCUCACCAUUGUCGCCACUGCCAUCCCAACUGUAUGGGCUCUCCCUGCAGGCCUCAUGGCGAGGCAGUUCACCGUCCCAACUUGUGGUGCGGAGGCAUGUCUGGCUUCAACGAACGGCACCUUCGUGUCCCCUGCUGCGUCUAAUGGCACUGCUCCCGGCGACUUUGCACGAAUCUGUUCUCUUCCCCAGGACGAAGUAAGCCGAUAUGUACAGACUGUGCAGCCCUGUCUGAACGGAAAAGAGGGCAAGAAGGCCUGCACACCUGGAGCCAUAUCUCAGUAUAAAUCCAUCCUGGAAACCGAGUGUGCAAAGCCUGCAUACGGCAAUAAGCAAGUUCAAUGGGCCUAAGAGCGUGUCCCUUCCUGUCCAGCGUUUUGCGUCUACGAUCACAUUUACGAUACCACGUUCCUUCAGCAUCACAACGGCGUUUGGGCAUAGCAUUUGCGCAUUUACGCACCAGAUCAUCACGCAUGACGUGAUCACGCACAACGCAUCUACAUAAUCAAUAAUGAAUACACUCCUUUAUGCUCUCAUCAAUCACACACUGAGAAGAUGUGUUGCACGACUUUUUAGCAACGGUAGCGGUGGCUUGUUUGUACAGCACAUGCUGGCCGUUUGCUGAUUACGGCUCGUUUGUU